GAGGAUGCUCAAAGCCCCAUUGUGAGAUCCUUCCUGUCCUUCCAGGCUCCUCCUCCCUCCCCACCCCUUUAAUAGAUCCUUAAGUGGGCUCCCGCCACCUGCCAGGCUCACCCUGCACGCUCACCAUGGCUUUCAUUGCCAAGUCGUUCUACGACCUCAGUGCUAUCAGCCUGGAUGGGGAGAAGAUAGAUUUCAAUACAUUCCGAGGCAGGGCAGUGCUGAUUGAGAACGUAGCAUCGCUCUGAGGCACAACCACUCGGGACUUCACCCAGCUCAACGAGCUGCAAUGCCGCUUUCCCAGGCGCCUGGUGGUUCUUGGCUUCCCUUGCAAUCAAUUUGGACAUCAGGAGAACUGUCAGAAUGAGGAGAUCCUGAACAGUCUCAAGUAUGUCCGCCCUGGGGGUGGAUUCCAGCCCACCUUCACCCUUGCCCAGAAGUGUGAGGUGAAUGGUCAGAAUGAGCACCCUGUCUUCGCCUACCUGAAGGACAAGCUCCCCUACCCCUAUGAUGACCCAUUUUCUCUCAUGACGGAUCCCAAGUUCAUCAUUUGGAGCCCAGUGCGCCGCUCAGAUGUGGCCUGGAACUUUGAGAAGUUCCUUAUCGGGCCAGAGGGGGAGCCCUUCCGACGCUACAGCCGUACCUUCCCCACCGUCAACAUUGAGCCCGACAUCAAGCGCCUCCUCAAAGUUGCCAUAUAGACGCGGGCUGCUCAGCACACAGAUCUCCUACUCCAUCCAGCCCCUGAGUAUCUCUCCUUAGGAUUCAGAGUGUCCUCAGGAGACACUGCUGGACCCUCCUUCAUCGAAGAGCCUUGCCUUUCCUGUCAGCCUGUUUCUUUCCCAACCUUCUGGUUGGUGAUUCAACUUGGCCUCCAAGAUGUAGGUGGGCUCUGGGCCUUCACAGAAUGAUGGCACCGUCCUAAACCUGUUUGGGCGGGGUCUGAGGCAUGUGAAGAGCCCGGGCCAGCCUGCUAGCUGAGUCCAAUAAAGGGCAGGUGUGGAAAUGG
Molecule: messenger RNA, 1006 nt
Organism: Eptesicus fuscus (big brown bat)
Lineage: Eukaryota; Metazoa; Chordata; Mammalia; Chiroptera; Vespertilionidae
Gene: GPX2
Product: glutathione peroxidase 2
Exons: 2
Biological process (GO): response to oxidative stress
Molecular function (GO): glutathione peroxidase activity
Source: RefSeq, a predicted model, not a curated record